CAACUGCAACUGCAGCAACAACUCAGCGCUUCUCAAGCUUUUGAGGAGCCAGCACACUGGAAUGUUGGAAUAUCCACCACGAUUCGCGCGCCAUAAUCCCCAAAGCAACAAUUCCUCUGGAGCAGCGGCCACAAUAAGCAACGUGCCACAAUAUCCGCCGCAGCUGCCACAACAUCAAAACUAUCGACCACUGGCACCUGGCUCACCCACACCUGUUCAAAGGCAAUCAUCGCUAUCUCAACAGCAGCAGCAGCAGCAGCAGCAGCAGCAACAUCAACGCACUUUGUCCACCGCCUCCAGCUGCAGUGCACAGCACAAAAGUGUGACCUUUGGCAGCGGCUGCACAGCGCCGAUUGAUUAUAACAACGGCAGCAGCAGCGGCAACUCAAAUUGCAGUCUCGCCCACAACGCUGCAACACAAUCAAUGGCGGGCAACAUGAAGCACGGCAAAUCUCAGGAAGAUGUUUGCUACGUUGUAGCCAAAUACGAUUAUGCAGCUCAGGGGGCACAGGAGUUGGAUUUGCGUAAAAAUGAGCGUUAUCUAUUGCUGGAUGAUUCCAAGCAUUGGUGGCGUGUCCAGAAUAGUCGCAAUCAGUCGGGCUAUGUGCCCAGCAACUAUGUGAAAAAGGAAAAGCCAUCGCUUUUCGACAGCAUCAAGAAGAAGGUUAAAAAGGGCUCCGGCUCGAAGACUUUGCCCAAUUGUUCGCCUUCCAGACAAAUCGAGAGUCCAACCAUGUCGCGCCGCUUGCCACCGGAUCCCACUGAGGCCAUUGGCACUGCCAUCGUCAAGUACAACUAUCAGGCUCAGCAGCCCGACGAACUAUCGCUGACCAAAGGCACGCGCAUUCUCAUCUUGGAGAAGUCCAACGAUGGCUGGUGGCGUGGCCAGAGCGGCAAUGCGGUCGGCUGGUUCCCCAGCAACUACACAACCGAAGAUUGUGAUAAUGAUGGCGAGAUACACACCUAUGCCAUGGCGGAAAAUGUGCUCGACAUUGUGGUUGCUUUAUACAGCUUUACAUCCAACAACGAUCAGGAGCUGUCGUUCGAGAAGGGCGAUCGUCUGGAAAUUGUCGAUCGGCCUGCCUCUGAUCCGGACUGGUAUAAGGCACGCAACAAUCAGGGUCAAGUCGGUUUAGUUCCACGCAAUUACCUACAAGAGUUGAACGAUUACUUGGCCACACCGUAUCGCAACACCAGCAACGCUGGCAAUGGCAACAACUCAAGCAACGGCGGCGGCGGUGGCGGCGGUGGCGGCAAUGCUGCCAACAAUGCUGACUCCAUGGAUCGCCGCAAUGAGGGCAACAACAAGACCGGCCAAUCCUCACAGCCCAUGGAGCGGCCCAAUCUAGCGGGCAAGACUUGGUACUACGGCGCCAUAACACGCAGCCAAUGCGAUACGGUACUCAAUGGUCAUGGACACGAUGGAGAUUUUCUCAUCAGAGACAGUGAGACUAACAUGGGCGAUUAUUCAGUUUCGUUGAAAGCGCCGGGACGUAAUAAACAUUUUCGUGUGCAUGUGGAGCAGAAUAUGUACUGCAUUGGACAACGUAAAUUCCAUUCGCUGGACCAGCUGGUCGAUCACUACCAAAGAGCGCCAAUUUACACCAACAAACAGGGCGAAAAAUUAUAUUUGGUGCGAUCGCUGCCCAAGGCAAACGGCACGUAAAUUGUCGUCCGGGUUGAAGUUGCAAAUUAGCCGUAUAAUAUUAAACGUAAUA
Drosophila busckii is the source of this 1718-nucleotide messenger RNA. It is a transcript of the gene dock, whose product is annotated as cytoplasmic protein NCK1. Gene Ontology annotation, molecular function: protein binding. The coding region runs from base 62 to 1666 and encodes 534 amino acids. The transcript has 5 exons. NCBI's taxonomy places the organism in Eukaryota, Metazoa, Arthropoda, Insecta, Diptera, Drosophilidae. The record is from RefSeq and is a predicted model, not a curated record.